AUGGCGGAACCAAGCCCUGCCGUUCAUGCCACCGUGGACCUGAUGAUCCUCGACUACCUGGUUUGCCUGUGUAUUAGCGGGAUCAUAGAAGCAAUUCAUCAAGCAAGACCAACCGAAGAUAUUGAAUGGUCUGCUCUCUUGGUUGAACAAUUCCACCGGCGGCUUCUCGGUCAUCGUCUCGAAGGCCCCUUGCCCUGGGACCUGGACUUCAAAUUGCGCAUCUUCUACUUGUCCAAUCAAUUUCUCCACUGGGACCCUCCCAAAGAUCGUGACCUCGGUCACUUUGUGCCCCCUGUCUGA
Molecule: messenger RNA, 300 nt
Organism: Penicillium crustosum
Lineage: Eukaryota; Fungi; Ascomycota; Eurotiomycetes; Eurotiales; Aspergillaceae
Exons: 2
Coding region: 1-300 (99 amino acids)
Source: RefSeq, a predicted model, not a curated record